Vicia faba (fava bean) is the source of this 564-nucleotide messenger RNA. The record is from the annotation of a GenBank genome assembly. Lineage: Eukaryota; Viridiplantae; Streptophyta; Magnoliopsida; Fabales; Fabaceae.
AUGAAUGAGGCUAUUCGCACAAUUGUAGAAGACGUAUUUGAUGACAUGAAGUCAGCUGAGCUGAAACAUUUCCCUUGGAAUGAACGGCAUAGUCGCAGAAAAGACUCCUUCUCCCACCUUUCUUCUUCCUUCUCAAACCUCACAAAUGCAGAAACCUUUUGUCAAUCUCCUUCCUCAUCCUUCCUUCUCGUGCCAAGCAUAAUGGUUGAUGUUCCAUUUGGAAGCAAAGACGCAUGCCGUCUCGUCAUUGAUGGAGCGAGAGAGGAAGACGGCGAUGUAAGAUGGAGAGUGUCUUGUGGAUUUGAGCGAAUAAAAGGUGAUGAAGGUUUUGGUGAAAGGUUAGUUGAGUAUGUAAUGGAGAUGAUGGCUGGUUUGUGGAGAACUAGUGAAAGAAGAGGGAAUUUGAGAGUGAGCAGACAGAGGGAGUUUAUGUUUCAUUGGAAUUUUUCUGUUUGGAUUGACGUGGCCUGGUUAUGUGUAGAUUUUGCAGGCUGUUUUGACACAGGUUUGACAGGAGCUUUUGGCAUUAUUAUGCAGUUUUUUGCAGCAUUGCAGCAUGGAUGA